CCGCCGCGGCUAACUCGGCCCUUUGGGCGCCCGUGACCUUCGCUUCUGGAGUCUCUGCUGGCCCGUCGCUCUCCCGUCUGGACCUGCACCCACGAUGCUGGCGCUGCGCUGCGGCCCCCGUCUGCUCGGCCCGCUCUCCGGCCCGCGCUCCGCGCACCUGCGCCUACCCGCGGUCCGCGCUUGCAGCAGCGGCUCCCGAGACCCGUCCUCUUACUCCCGGAACCCGCUCGUAUACCUGGACGUGGGCGCCGACGGGCAGCCGCUCGGCCGCGUGGUGCUAGAGCUGAAGGCAGAUGUCGUCCCAAAGACAGCAGAGAACUUCAGAGCCCUGUGCACCGGGGAGAAGGGCUUCGGCUACAAAGGCUCCACCUUUCACAGAGUGAUUCCGUCCUUCAUGUGCCAGGCCGGCGACUUCACCAACCACAAUGGCACCGGGGGGAGGUCCAUCUACGGGAGCCGCUUUCCUGACGAGAACUUCAAACUGAAGCACAAGGGGCCAGGUGUUCUGUCCAUGGCAAAUGCAGGCCCCAACACCAACGGCUCCCAGUUCUUCAUUUGCACCAUAAAGACAGACUGGCUGGAUGGCAAACAUGUUGUGUUUGGCCACGUCAAAGAGGGCAUGGAUGUCGUGAAGAAAAUAGAAUCUCUCGGCUCCAAGAGUGGGAAGACAUCCAAGAAGAUUGUCAUCACGGACUGUGGCCAGGUGAGCUAACCCGCCAUGGCCAGGGUGCUAGGCCAGUGGCAGCUUCUGGCAACAGUGAGUUGACUCACCCAGGCGGCCGCCUCAGGCUCCCAACGCAGGGGCCCCUUGGAGUUGCCUGUGCUCGCUGCACCUUCUCUGUGCUUCAGGAAGGCCUCUCAGGCAUGUCAGACCUCACAGGACCCACCAGGCUGCUUCCCCAGUGCCUGAUCUUCCCCAGCGCCCUGUUUCUGGACAACUGUCACGGACACUGUGUCACUGCUCCUCGUCUGGCAUCUCCUGUGAUCGCCCGGCUCAAGUUCACCUGUGCCUUGGACGUCGAGGGUGUUGAUGGGUUAGCUUUGAAGGCAGUUUCUGCCUUUUCUUUGACCAAGGGGGAAAGCCGGUUGCUGUAAAGGGCUGUAAUAGCUGUUUAAUGUCAUCUUCCUAAUCGGAAUAAUUUAACAAGACUCCCUGGAGUUGAAGCUGUGGCACUAACUACUCCAGGCUGUGGUGUGACCUGAAAUUGGUGGCACAGGCCACGAGCUUGGCCUUUGGAGCACAGUCUGGGCGUUUGUGAAGGUCCCACGGCUGAGGCCUUUUAUCCCAGUCACUGUGAAUCCCAUUGGUUUGCUGUUCUUGUGUUUGGGGAGAGUCCGUGGCGGUAGAAUCAGCUGAACCUGGGGACAGACCCACUGCGAGCUGUGCCUAGUCAAUGUGAAUUCCCAAGUUGAAAACAGAAAUGACCUGUAAGUGCCAUGUGCUCUGGAAGGAAGUCAGUGUGUAUUCCCUGGUGGGCUUUGAUUUCUUCUGUGUGUCUUAUAAAUUAUAUCUACUGAUUAUAUACACAAUAUACUUCUGGAACAUUUCUUUGGGUUCACCUUAAAUGUGAAAAUAAAUCCUGUUUUCUAUAAAAGACUGGGGUCCGUGCUUUAGGAAGCAGUGUCUGUAACAAGUAUUUGGAGCUGACGUUUAUUGUUACCACUGUCACUCAGUGCUCCACAGAGGGCCUUUCCUUGGACUCUCAAUCCCCCCAGCAACCUAUGAGGGUAUUCUCAUCAUCCUGUUUAACAGACAAGGAAAUGGACACAGACAAACUGUCUUAGCGUCCACAGCCCAUCAGAGCCCUGGUGCCGCCUCUGGGUGACAGAGCCUCAGUUUUGCUCAGCUGUGUAAUGGGGUAACAGUGCCCACCUCACAGGGUGAUGAGGGUCAGACAUGAUCUGUGUAAAGUGCACAGCAUGGGCCCUGGCACAUGGUCUUAAUAAGGCUCUGGAGUGAGACGAGGACAAUAUUUCCUGUGUGUCUGGGCCUUAGAGGAGGAGGAGCUGUGAUUAUCUCAGGCUAGAUGUGGACUUUACUACCCUCGAUGUGCCAUUUAAAUUUGGAGUUAAGUUACAGGUGUUUCUGAAUUCACAGGGAGAGCAGAUUGCGGGGUGGGAUGAGAGCUAAAAACUUCCUUAAACAGCCAGGGGAGGCACAGUCCGAAUAACAGAAGAAUCACAGUGUAAUUAGCAUUGCCUCACGUUGGAGUUCCCUGAGUCUGAUAGUGUGUGGUCACAGGUCCUUGAAGGCAUUCUGAGGUCACAGUGGCUGAACUUGGGUCAUCUGGAAUAUGGGGUUCCCUGAGUUAUGUGAGGUCACAGGUAGAUGUAGUCACUCUGGGGUCAUGGCUGGAGUUGGGUCAUUGGAGUCGGGUCAUUGGAGUCAUGGAGAGUUUCCAUGAAGUCAGUUCAGCUACAUGGGUUGGGAACGCAGCCGGCCUAACAGUUUUCAAACAGUUCUCAAGAUCCUUGGAGGUCCUCAGGCAUGGGCCCCUGAACCCCCUUUCAAUCAUCGAUACCCUCUGUUUUCUAAAAGGGAUUUCAUUUGACGAAUGGGAUCCUAAGCCAAAUAAUAAUGGGUUGUUGCUCGACCCUUCCAACCAACAUUUUACAGACGGGUAAACUGAGGCCCUGAGAGGGGACAUGGUUGCCCAAGGUUACCCGGUGAGUCAGUUGGCAGAGCAGGGGCUAGAACCCCGGACCUGCCAGUCCAGAGGGUUUUCUGUUGGAGGCCUUUCGGGAUGCACAGACCCCUUUGUCCUCAGAUCACACGCAGUCAGAGCUCUUCUGAUUUCUGAGGUCAAAGCCAUGAUUUUGGUCCCUGUGGAGUUUCCUCUUGACCUCUGGGGACUCUAGGGAGGCAGUGGUGCUGUUGACAGGUGUGAGGGUCAGCUCCUUGAGGUGUGACCCACUGGCCCCCUGGUGACUUCUGAGGGGUCUCGGGGUCACAGAACAUGUGGGGCAAGUCUUUAGUUCACAGAGCAUUUCCUUUCCAAUGAGGAGGAAGCACGUGUGCGUGUGUGGGUGCGUGUGCAUAUGUGUGUGUGCGUGUGUGUGUGUGCGCGCACGCGUGUGUGUGUGUCCCUCCGUGCAGAGGAGUCUAGUGUGGGCUAGCGGAAGAAAGAAUGCAGGAAUUUCCUAAAAACAGUUUCCUGAAGGUGGGGCUGUUCCCUGCAGUUCUCUUCCCAGAACUCUUGCACAAGGGCCUGAGCCUGGUCUUACUACAUAAAGCAGGAGCCUGUGUAAUGUACAGAUAGGAUAUUGACUUGUUGCUGGUACACUGGUGCCUAAUGCAUGAAGGAAGCAGUGAGUCAUACACGUGCUCUCACAGAUGGAAUCAUAUGUGAUGCCAUGUAAAUUCACCAUGUGUUUAAAUAUCUGAAAUAGCAUUUUUAUGAGACAACACGUGAUAGCUUUCCAAAAUGACUUCACUGAGGUGUAAUUUACAUACAAUAAAAUUCACACAUUUUAAGUGUGCAGAUCAAUCACUUGACAAAUUCAUACACUGAGUAACCACCACCAAAUUAAGUUAUAGAACAUUUCCAUCUCUCCAGAAAGAUACCUCUGUGCCUGUUCCCAGGAAGCCACUGAUUCUAUCACUGUAGAUUAAUUUUGCCUGUUCUAGAACUUUGUAUAAAUGGAAUCCUACAAGAUUCACUUUUUGUGUCUGACUUCUUUCGUGUAGCAUGUAUGAAGACGUGGGAGAAUUUAACACACUUCUGGGCUUUGUAGAAUGUUGCUCCAUGAAGAGGAAUGUCAGUAAAUGUUUCCAAGGUCUGCUAAGGCUAAAGCAAUGCUUCUCCUAGGAAUCAUGGGGUGCUGGGAAAGCAUGCAGAUUCCCAGGCCGCAGCCGAGACCUGUUGAAUACCAGUCUCUGAGGGUGGGAUCUAGGAAUCUGAAUUUCCAAAUAAUAAUAAUUCAACUAAAGUUUAAGAAUUUGAGUGAAUGUAGGCCAGAAGGGGCAAGAUUGAAAAGGGAGAUCACCAGACCACUCGAGUCAUUGUUGACUUGCCGAAACAUUUGUUGCUGGAUGCUCCGCCACUUGUAAAAGAUGCUUCACUUGAGGAGUCUGGCUGAUAACUCUUGGGUGGUGGGUAGGGCACCCUGUGCAGCCCAAGCUUCGUGGGGGCUGGUGGGAAGCUGUGCUCUUCCAUAGCUGCUUCCCAAAGCCUCAGCCGAUGGAGAGGCCUUUCAGGGGAGGAGUUCCCAUGGUGUAGCCCUCGGUUCUUCUUCUUCUUUUGUGGGCCCAGACUGGAGAACAUUUCUCAGUGAAUAGCUUCUGGAGGCCACGAGUCAGAUCCAUGUCCAAGGUCCACUGGAACAGGGUGAAUAGAGAAAGUCUUGGUUCCAUGCUGAGUCCUCUGAUGGUUGCAUAUAUCUGUGAAUAUACUAAAAAAAACAUUGAAUUAUAUACUUUAAGUGGGUGAGUUGUAUGA
This is a messenger RNA of Eubalaena glacialis (North Atlantic right whale), 4439 nucleotides long. It is a transcript of the gene PPIF, whose product is annotated as peptidylprolyl isomerase F. The record is from RefSeq and is a predicted model, not a curated record. Gene Ontology annotation, molecular function: peptidyl-prolyl cis-trans isomerase activity. The coding region runs from base 95 to 712 and encodes 205 amino acids. Gene Ontology annotation, cellular component: mitochondrion. Lineage: Eukaryota; Metazoa; Chordata; Mammalia; Artiodactyla; Balaenidae. Gene Ontology annotation, biological process: cellular response to hydrogen peroxide; protein folding; regulation of mitochondrial membrane permeability involved in programmed necrotic cell death. The transcript is spliced from 6 exons.